AUGCUCUGGAAGUCCCGAACCAAGACUGACGGUUUGCAGGACCGCGCAGACGGACUAAGCGGCUCUUCGCCGAGUGGGCGCCUCUCCCAGCUGUCCUCCCUGAACCAGGCCGCCUACUCCUCGGCUCCCCCGCUCUGCCACACUCCGGCCUCAGACUUCCAGCCUCCGUACUUCCCUCCCCCCUAUCCCCAGUCCUCCCUGCCAUACUCCCAGAGCCAGGACUCAGCGUAUUCCCACCUGUCAGACCCCUACCCCUCCAUUAACUCCAUCCAUCAGCAUCAGCAAGCGGCAUGGCACUCGCAGAGGUCGCGCUCCGAGGAGGGGGGACUCCUGUCACAGUCGCACCGGGCUCUGAGCCUCGACCCCCGGCGGGAGUAUCCAGCUGUGCCUCGGCUGCUGCACGGUCUCGGGGAAGGUGCUGCCGCUCUCGGGGACGGUCCUCUCGGGAUGCACCUGGGACACCACGGCCUGGAGGAUCUUCAGGGAAUGGAGGAAGGAUCAGCCUUGGGCAUCCUCGACCACUCUGUCAUUAAAAAAGUUCCUAUCCCGUCCAAGCUGAACGGGUCGUCCCUGUCGGCCUUGUCCAUCGGUAAGGAGGGUCUCGGCAUGGGAGCCGUGUCCAACCCAGCCGAGGUCUUCUGUUCGGUGCCGGGUCGCCUCUCGCUGCUCAGCUCCACCUCCAAGUACAAGGUGACGGUCGGGGAGGUGCAGCGACGCCUCUCCCCGCCUGAGUGCCUCAACGCUUCUCUGCUGGGUGGAGUCCUCCGCAGGGCGAAGUCAAAGAAUGGUGGCCGCUGUCUGAGAGAGCGUCUGGAGAAGAUUGGCCUCAACCUGCCCGCCGGGCGACGCAAGGCAGCCAACGUCACUCUCCUAACAUCUCUAGUGGAGGGUGAGGCCGUCCAUCUGGCUCGGGACUUUGGUUACGUGUGCGAGACGGAGUUUCCAGCCAGAGCCACAGCUGAGUAUCUGUGCAGGCAGAGCGAGCCGGACCAGCUCCCAACACGGCGCAGCAUGCUGCUCGCCACCAAGGAGAUCUGUAAGGAGUUCGUGGACCUGAUGUCUCAGGACCGCUCUCCGCUGGGCGGCAGUCGACCCACCCCCUGCCUGGAGCCCGGCGUCCAGGGAAGCCUCACCCACUUCAGCCUGCUCACCCACGGCUUCGGCACUCCCGCCAUCUGCGCCGCGCUCUCCGCCUUCCAGAGCUACCUGAUGGAGGCGAUCAAAAUGCUGGACAAAGGAGAGGGGGGCGGGAAGAGCCACCACGACAAGGAGAUGAAGCACCGCAAAUAA
Messenger RNA from Chelmon rostratus (copperband butterflyfish), 1290 nucleotides. RefSeq names its product transcription factor AP-2 epsilon (gene tfap2e). Gene Ontology annotation, molecular function: RNA polymerase II transcription regulatory region sequence-specific DNA binding; DNA-binding transcription factor activity, RNA polymerase II-specific. Gene Ontology annotation, biological process: regulation of cell population proliferation; regulation of transcription by RNA polymerase II; anatomical structure development. Lineage: Eukaryota; Metazoa; Chordata; Actinopteri; Chaetodontiformes; Chaetodontidae. The record is from RefSeq and is a predicted model, not a curated record. The coding region runs from base 1 to 1290 and encodes 429 amino acids. Gene Ontology annotation, cellular component: nucleus. The transcript is spliced from 7 exons.